AACAAAAAAUAAAUAUAUGUACAUAUAUACAUACAUGUGUGCGUAAAUAUACAACAAAAACAAUAGAAAAUAGCCAGCUGACACUGAAACAAUGAAAGUUGAAGAUCGAACUAUCGCCCAUCUCUAACGCGCUCUGUUUACCAAUAAGCCGCUGCGCGCUUGUAUGCGUGUGCAUGUGCAUGUGCAUGUGUGGGUGCGUAUGUGUGCGUGCGUGUGGGAUGAGCUAGGAGAGAAAAAUGAAAACGGCGCCAACGAUAAGUGAAAUUCGUGCAAAGAGAGCACGAAAAUCGAAGACAAAACGCAAAGUCAAACGAACGCCGCCAAUUGAGACCAUCGGAAAAAAAUAGAGCCGCAUGCAAAAUACCAAAGAAAAUUGUGGAAAGAUCAUAAAUAAACGAAAUAACGAUCGCGAUCGCGAUCGGGAUCGAAAGCGGGAUUGGGACUGGGAUUUUUGCCACAGCGCAAUAUAAAUAUAAAUAAGUAAAAGUGAAGAAAAACGCGCGAAAGAAGCAAAAACAGCGAGGAAAAGAAAGACAGAGAGCUACAUAAAGAUCGCGAUCGAGAUCGGGAGGCAUGGCGAGCAAGCGGCUAAGUCUGAUGCUGGAGGAGCAACUGCACUCCAACGAUGGCGUCGCCAGUCUGGAACAGCGCUCGGCCAAGCGGCACAAGGCGAGCGACGAAUCGCCAUUGCAGCGCAUGCUGCAUCGCCAGAUCUCCGGCGGCAACUGCACCGUCCACCUCUCGCCAAUCACCGAGCUGGCGCACAAUAUGCGCGACACUCAGCUGGAUGGCGGCGGCUGCGGGACGCCCAAGUCGAGCACACUGCGCAGCUACAGCAGCAUCUCGUCCAGCUACGACUCCAGCAACUCGCUGGAUGACGAAUAUAUGGCCAUGUUUGAGCUGGAGGCACUGGAGCAGCGGCCGCCGGACAAGCUGCCCGGCGAUCUGGAUGCACUGAUCAGCGGACAGCUGAAGAGCACCAGCGUGUGCACGGAACGCAAUCGCACCGUACGCCGUUGCCUCAGCAUGUCCGAGCAGCAACUGGAGGAGGAGCAGGAUCAGCUGCAGCAGCAGCACCACGAUCAGCAGCAGAAGGUUUCAUCUCUGGCCGUGACGCCGGUUAAGACGAGCAACGUUAGCAUGCGCAAAGCCGUCUCCAUGAACGAUGCGGACAUCAUGAACGCCCUGGCCGACGAGCCGGAGCUGAUCGGGGAUCUCAGUAAGCCGUGUGCCCUGCCCGUGCUGCUGCACGGCGUGCGGCAUCGCGAUCUGAAGACCAUCUCGUGCGAGACGCUGGCGCGUCUAAUGCGCGGCGAGUUCGCCGAACUGCAGAAUCACUACCAGAUCAUUGACUGUCGCUAUCCAUACGAAUACGACGGCGGUCACAUACGUGGCGCCCUCAAUCUCUAUACGCGCGCCCAGAUCAAGGACGCCUUCCCACCGUGCGAUCAGGUCGCUGGCCAGCAUCGCAUCUACGUCUUCCACUGCGAAUUCUCCUCGGAGCGUGGACCGAAACUGUUGCGCUACUUGCGCAGCAACGAUCGCAACGAGCACACCCACAACUAUCCCACGCUCGACUAUCCGGAACUGUAUCUGCUGCACAACGGCUACAAGGAGUUCUAUGCCAGCUAUACGGAUCUCUGUGAGCCCUGCGCCUAUGUGCCGAUGCUGGCGCCAGCCCACAAUGAGGAGUAUCGUCUGUUUCGGGCCAAGACCAAGUCGUGGCAGUGCGCCGAUAGCGAUGGCGGCGACAGCGGCAUUGGCGGCACAGAUGGCCACUCAUCCUCCUCCUCUUCGUUCUCGAGACGUGGACGCACUCUGCACAAAUCACGAUCCCGCCUGCUCUAUGCCGAAGAAUAGAAUACCCAGAGAUAUAUGGCCAUGAUGGAGCUCAAUCAAACGAUCUAGAAUUUAGAGUGUCGUUCUGUUGCAUUGAUGAUGCGCAGCGUUGCCAGACUGUUUCAACAUUCGAGCCAUUCGUAUAAGAUCUAGUUAGUUUAGAUGUUUAACCCAAAGGACGCAAAUUUGAAGUUUCGUUAAGUUGAUGCGUUUUCCCAUAUAUGUUAAGUGGAAUUUAUGUAAUUGUUUAACUUGAUUUUACGCUUUACGGUUAGCUGUUAACGGUUUACGAUUUACGGUUCUGGUUCAUUGUUAACAGUUCUCAAAUGUUACCCCAAAAAUGUCCUCUAGUCAGUGCAACAAAAUUCAUAUAUUUAAGCUAUUUUCGAUUAUCAUCCUUAUGUAUGUGUGUGUUUAUCUUCCAUUCCUUCUUUAUUUUCCUUUGGCGUUUAGUUAAAUUUAAUUUUUCAAAUUUUCUUUAUGUUUAAUUAUAUUGAUAAUAAUAAAAUUAUUCGAAGCAACCAGUUUCCAAAUCGGA
Messenger RNA from Drosophila mojavensis, 2377 nucleotides. Its product is annotated as cdc25-like protein phosphatase twine. The record is from RefSeq and is a predicted model, not a curated record. Gene Ontology annotation, molecular function: protein tyrosine phosphatase activity. The coding region runs from base 574 to 1860 and encodes 428 amino acids. The transcript has a single exon. Gene Ontology annotation, biological process: protein dephosphorylation; positive regulation of G2/MI transition of meiotic cell cycle; positive regulation of G2/M transition of mitotic cell cycle. Gene Ontology annotation, cellular component: nucleus; cytoplasm. NCBI's taxonomy places the organism in Eukaryota, Metazoa, Arthropoda, Insecta, Diptera, Drosophilidae.